Molecule: messenger RNA, 774 nt
Organism: Desarmillaria tabescens
Lineage: Eukaryota; Fungi; Basidiomycota; Agaricomycetes; Agaricales; Physalacriaceae
Product: short-chain dehydrogenase
Exons: 5
Source: RefSeq, a predicted model, not a curated record
GGACUUAUCAUUGCGAAAGCCUUCGUUGCAAACGGGGCGAAAGUAUACAUCGCUGGGCGUAGGUUGGAUGUACUAGAGCAAGCCGCGGCAUCAAUCACGGGCAUCUCUGGAUCCAUUAUCCCGAUCCAGAUGGAUGUUACUGACGAAGAGAGCGUCAAGGCUGGCGCAAAGUAUAUCGAAGGAAUUGACGGAAAGCUCGACAUCCUCGUCAACAAUGCCGGAUUUUCAGCUUCCCUUCGUGACCCAGACUUUAUCUCGAAGAAAUACGCUGCAGAGGAUCCAUCUGAACCUGAAACAGUACAAAACUGGGCUGAUAUUUUCGUGCUCAACACAAUCGCCCCGUUCUUCGUCGUACGUGCUUUCCAAACCCUUCUCAUCAGUGGAGCGCCGACCCGCCCCCAAGGCACCUCCAGUGUCAUCAACAUCAGUAGUAUUGCAGCCAAGCUCAACGGAACAGGGCCUAUCGCAUACAAUGUAACGAAAGCUGCUUUGGACAAACUCACGCUUGUUUUAGGAACGUCCUUUGCUCAGAAGGAUAUCCCAAUUCGCGUGAACUCGCUGGCUCCUGGCGUGUUCGCUUCGCAGUUGAUGACUCCUGAAUUUGUGGAAGCGAUCAAGACUAAGCCACUACCUGGGCUUAUUGCGCCAGCACCCGCAAAGAGAUCGGGGACUGAGGAGGAGAUGGGAAUGAUGGCAAUUUAUUUGGCAGUGUCGGAUUAUACGAACGGGGCGAUUUUGACGGUUGACGGUGGAUUAUCGCUGGUCAAUCCCUGA